Sorex araneus (European shrew) is the source of this 1632-nucleotide messenger RNA. It is a transcript of the gene TRIB3, whose product is annotated as tribbles pseudokinase 3. The transcript is spliced from 3 exons. The record is from RefSeq and is a predicted model, not a curated record. The coding region runs from base 10 to 1080 and encodes 356 amino acids. Gene Ontology annotation, molecular function: ATP binding; mitogen-activated protein kinase kinase binding; protein kinase activity. Gene Ontology annotation, cellular component: nucleus. Gene Ontology annotation, biological process: protein phosphorylation; positive regulation of proteasomal ubiquitin-dependent protein catabolic process; regulation of MAP kinase activity. NCBI's taxonomy places the organism in Eukaryota, Metazoa, Chordata, Mammalia, Eulipotyphla, Soricidae.
UCUUUCUAGAUGCGAGCCACCCCUGCAGCUUCUCCUGUGGGCGCCCCCUCCAGGAAGAAGCGGUUGGAGCUGGACGAUGACCUUGACACAGAAUGUCCCAGCCGGAAACAAGCUCGAAGUGGGUCCCAGCGCAGGCCGCCUGCCUGCCUGCUGCCCCUCAGCGCGGCCCCUGCUCCAGUGCAUGCCCCAGCAGUGACCGCUGCCUCCCAGCUUGGGCCCUAUGUCCUCCUGGAGCCUGAGGACGGUGGCCGGGCCUUCCGCGCCCUGCACUGCCCCACAGGCACAGAGUACACCUGUAAGGUGUACCCGCUGAGCGACGCGCCGGCCGUGCUGGAGCCCUACUCGCGGCUGCCCCCCGCCGGGCGCGUGGCGCGGCCGGCCGAGCUGGUGGCGGGCGCGCGGCACCUCUACGCCUUCUUCCCGCGGCCGCACGGCGACCUGCACAGCCUGGUGCGCCGGCGCCGCCGCCUGCCCGAGCCCGAGGCCGCCGCGCUCUUCCGCCAGAUGGCCGCCACCCUGGCGCACUGCCACCAGCACCGGCUGGUCCUGCGCGACCUCAAGCUGCGCCGCUUCGUCUUCGCCGACGCCGAGCGGACGCAGCUGGUGCUGGAGAACCUGGAAGAUGCCUUUGUGCUGACGGGCCCGGAUGACUCUCUGUGGGACAAGCACGCGUGCCCAGCCUACGUGGGUCCCGAGAUCCUCAGCUCCCGGGCAUCGUACUCUGGCAAGGCGGCGGAUGUCUGGAGCCUGGGCGUGGCGCUCUUCACCAUGCUGGCCGGCCACUACCCUUUCCAGGACACGGAGCCGGCCCUGCUCUUUGGCAAGAUCCGCCGCGGGGCCUUCGCCCUCCCCGACGGCCUCUCGGCCCCUGCUCGCUGCCUGGUCCGCUGCCUCCUUCGGAAGGAGCCGGCUGAGCGGCUCAGCGCCUCUGGCAUCCUGCUGCACCCCUGGCUUCGGGAGGACCCCGUUCCCUCGGUUCCGUCUCGGGCCCCCCUCUGGGAGGCUGACCAGGUGGUCCCGCAUGGGCUGGGGCUGGAGGCCGAGGAAGCGGAAGAAAGAGAAGUGGGUCUCUACGGCUAGGCCCAGCCUCGGGACUCUCAGAUGGCAACUGUGGGGUGAGUGUGGGGUGUCUCUGAGCUUUCUCCCACCUCUCUGAACCGAGCCGAACCUCCUGUGCCUUGGCGGAGGGAGAAUGGAGCACCCCGUGCUGUUCUCACAGCUCUGCCCAGGGCCUGUGGGUGCCACACCUGGCAGCUCGCAGGUCAGGCCUUUCCCUAAGUGCUGGGAAUACAGCCGUGAGCAAGAGAGGCGUGGGCAGCAUGUUUUUUGAGCCGACACCACUUUUCCAUAGUCAUGGGUCAGUGUCUCCACUGAACACACUGGAUACGGGUGUCCGCAUCUCCCCGUGCUGGUCACCUCUGUCGUGGUCGUCUCUGCCUUGGGACAGGCCCUCUCAAACACCCGGCUGCCUUUGGAUCUUGUGCCUUUUCUGAGAAAGGGAAGCAACCCUGUGCCAAACGCACCAACGCCUCCCCGCUGCAGCUAGGACUUCAGAGUCCAGGGCAUGCUGGGAGUUGGGUUCCCGGCAGCUCUGCCCUCUUGGUCAAGGGAUUCUCUGUCCAGGCCUGACAG